UAUAUGCGGCCUCCGAGUCAAAAAGUUUGGGGACCCCUGCAGUACACCAACAGCAGGUGGAUUGGGCUUUUAUGUUUACGACACCUCGACCAAAAUGUGACAACUUCUGUCUUUGACCCUUGCCGCGCGCUCUCAAAAGUCUGUGGCGACCAUUAAACCCAAGUUUGUAUGAUCUUCCUACGCACACGUAAACAAUCGGCGAUACAAAACACACCCGAGAAAGCACCAAAGUGAACACAUUUGGGGGGAAUCACACUAACGCCCGCUUGCUUUGAAGAUGAGUUAGCACUUCCGGGGGGCGCGGUCUCUCUCUGGUCGGCGCGUUGACGUCACCGAGCGGGGCUUUCCUCCAUGACGUAUCGAGGUGGAGGAAAGAAAAAAAAAAAAAAGACGGAGGAAGGAGGCGAGAGGCUGGCUCAGCUGCGUAGCUCCAAACCGAAAGAUCUUCCCUGAGUGGCCGCCUUGGGCAGCUUGGAGCUCCGCAGGAGACGCGGGGAGAAAGUGGACCUUUUUCCGCAACGCGUCGUGGGAAGCCGAGCGGCAUGCAGAGUGAGGACGCUCCUCUCGACGAAGGAUUUCAUCAAGCGAAACCUGUGGAUUCAUUUUCGGGGGAGGCUUUUUGAAGACUCGCAGGCAGACAUAUUUUUUGCGACGGCGGACGUUCAAAGACUUUGGUUGUCAUCUCUUUUUUACUGAAAGGCAAACACAUCCCUGCCUUGUUGGCAAACAGUCGGCCUCUCCUGGGAAAAUGGGUUCCGAAAAGGACUCGGAGUCGCCGCACUCCUCACUGAGCGGCGUCCCCAACCCGAAGUGCCGUGCGGCCGGUAAACGCCAGCGUCGCAUCUCCUUCCAGAGCCUCUUCAACGGCAAGCGGGGCUCCCGAGGCACCAGGGGCCCCAAAGGGGGGGCCGCCACCACUACCCCGCUGUCCCACCAUCUCUACACGUCGCAGCAGCAGCAGCUUCUACCGUCUGCCUUGAGCCCGCCGCCGGUUCCGGCCACACCCACCACCACCUCCACGACCACUGGAGCUCCCCAGGAAGGCGCCAGCAGUACCCCUUCCAGGGAACUCUCCUCCAGCCAGCCGUCCCUGAGCGGCGAGGCUCAGUCGGGUGAAGCCGACCUCCUGGAGUGCCCCCUGUGCCUGGUGCGCCAGCCCGCCGACCAGCUCCCCGAGCUGCUGGGCUGCAGCCACCGAUCCUGCCUGUGCUGCCUGCGCCAGUACCUCCGCAUCGAGAUCACAGAGAGCCGGGUCCAGCUCAGCUGCCCCGAGUGCGCCGAGCGCCUGGUGCCCAGGCAGGUGGCCGACAUCCUGGAUGACGCCGCCCUGCUGGACAAGUACGAGGAGUUCCUUUUGCGGCGCUGCCUCGCCUCCGAUCCCGACUGCAGAUGGUGUCCGGCGCCGGACUGCGGGUUCGCCGUCAUCGCCUCAGGCUGCGCCAGCUGUCCCCGGCUGGUGUGCCGCAGAGAGGGCUGCGGCGCCGAGUUCUGCUACCACUGCAAGCAGGCCUGGCACCCCAACCAGACCUGCGACUCUGCGCGCCAGCAGAGGGCGCAGUCCCUGCACACGCACAGCAACCACUCGCCCAGCUACACGCAAGAGCAGGGCGCCGCUGACGACAUCAAGCCGUGCCCGCGCUGCGGCGCCUACAUCAUCAAGAUGAACGACGGCAGCUGCAAUCACAUGACGUGCGCCGUGUGCGGCUGCGAGUUCUGCUGGCUGUGCAUGAAGGAGAUCUCCGACCUGCAUUACCUCAGUCCGUCUGGCUGCACCUUCUGGGGCAAGAAGCCGUGGAGCAGGAAGAAGAAGAUCCUGUGGCAGCUCGGGACCCUCAUCGGCGCCCCGGUGGGCAUCACGCUCAUCGCGGGCAUCGCCGUCCCCGCCAUGGUCAUCGGCAUCCCUGUUUAUGUCGGCCGCAAGAUCCACGCUCACUACGAGCUGAAGAAAGCGUCUCGCCACAGGAGGAACUUGGCCAUCACGGCGGGCGUGGCCUUGUCCGUCCUUUCCGCUCCCGUCAUCGCGGCCGUCAGCGUGGGCAUCGGCGUGCCCAUCAUGCUGGCGUACGUUUACGGCGUGGUGCCCAUCUCUCUGUGCCGAGGCGGCGGCUGCGGCGUGAGCAGAGGGAAGGGGCGGGGCGUACGCAUUGACUUUGAUGAGGACGACGGACCAAUCACAGUGGCAGACGCGUGGCGAGCCCUCAAGUCGCCGAGCCUCGGCGAGAGCAGCCUGGACGGGGCGGUCAGCGGCCUGAGCACCACCUCGCCCAGCGAGGGUCUCUCUGUGGUCCCGGGGACCGUCGGGGACACGCCUCACUUUAACACCCUGGCCAGCGGCGCCCUGGGGACCCGCACCGGCAAGUACAACAGGCUCGAGGUCCAGGCAGGCGAGCUGGCUAAAGAGUCCGCCCAGAAGGAGACGGGGAGCCUGGGGGCAGGAAGUGACUGUGCCAGCACCCGAGGGAUGGCCGGGUCCAUCAUCUCCUCCUACACGCUGCCCGACAGGGAAUGCACCAACCUGGAAAUCCAGGUGGACAUCGAGACCAAACCCAGCCAUCUCUGCCUGACCAGCGAGGAGGACCUGGCGCCGCCCGCCGGCUCCGUGGCCACGCCGGCCGCCUCGGCAGGGGAGGAGCCCCUGGACUGCAGCUCGAGAAGAGGCGGGGCUCUGUCCGGCUCCGCCCUGGAACUAUCCCGCGGCGGCUCAAUCCGGGAGGGCCUCCGAGACGUGACGCUGGCCCAGCCCGAGAGCAUCCGCAGCGACCUGGAGAUGUCGGACACGCAGUCGGACGACAUCGCCGAGCUGACGUCGGACGACUGCGACUCGCCCCGGCCCAAAGUCUGCGCGCCCUGCCAGCAGCGGCCCCCCUCCUGCCGAGCCCUGAGCCCCGCCACCGAAGGCCUUCACUGUCCCGCCGACGGCAACGUCAUCUUGUACGUGUGAGAGACCCUCGGCUCUCAGGAACGCAACCUCUACUCUUCUUUACUCUCAUUCGCUGCUUGUUGGCCUCCUGCAGACGUGUCUGUCUACCUGACAAUCUGGGGACAUUGUCAGAGUUCUACCUCUGAGAUUUAUAAGACCGUGACUCAUGUUUACUCGCCUGGCGCAACAUGCCUGAGCUACUUUUAAAAAAAAACACAAAAAAAAAGAGAGGAGAGGCGACAGAUCACAUGACGCGAGAAUGAUGGCCUUUGUGUGCGUGGUGGGUCUUUUUCUAUGGAGCUCAAUUCGUGCACUACAUUUGAAUUUUGUUUUUCAUCCAAUUAUGCCGACAAUUUCAUCACAUUUUCAUUCUCUUUAGUGUCAUAAUGUAAUUUAAUUUUCCGCAAGUGGUUCUUGAGUUUUGAGGCAACCAAUGUUUCUGCACUGACAUUUUUUUUUUACUCUGAAUUUUGACAAAAUCCAACAAUUUCAUGAAAUGGAAAAAAUUGUCAGCAAAAUGGGAGUGUUUACAAAAUCACUUUGUUAAAAUUAAUUGUGUGAAAAUUCAGUGCAGAAAUAUUUGUUGCUGCCAAACUCUAGACCAGGGGUCCCCAAACGUUUUGACACUGGGAGCUGCAUUGGGUCAAAAAAAAUGUGUGUGUGUGUAUAUAUAUAUAUUAGGGGUGUGGGAAAAAAAUCGAUUCGAAUUCAAAUCGCCAUUCUCACGUUGUACGAUUCAGUAUCGAUUCUCAUUUUUCAAAAAUCUAUUUUCUUUUAUUUUAUUUAUUUUUAUUUAUACUUUUUUUUUUUUUUUUGAUUAAUCAAUCCAACAAAACAAUACACAGCAAUACCAUAACAAUGCAAUCCAAUUCCAAAACCAAACCCGACCCAGCAACACUCAGAACUGCAAUAAACAGAGCAACUGAGAGGAGACACAAACACGACACAGAACAAUCCAAAAGUAGUGAAACAAAAAUGAAUAUUAUCAACAACAGUAUCAAUACUAGUUACAAUUUCAACAUAGCAGUGAUUAAAAAUCCCUCAUUGACAUUAUCAUUAGACAUUUAUAAAAAAUAAAAAAUUAACAAUAGUGUCACAGUGGCUUACACUUGCAUCGCAUCUCAGAAGCUUGACAACACACUGUGUCCAAUAUUUUCACAAAGAUAAAAUAAGUCAUAUUUUUGAUUCAUUUAAUAGUUAAAACAAAUUUACAUUAUUGCAAUCAGUUGAUAAAACAUUGUCCUUUACAAUUAUAAAAGCUUUUUACAAAAAUCUACUACUCUGCUUGCAUGUCAGCAGACUGGGGUAGAUCCUGCUGAAAUCCUAUGUAUUGAAUGAAUAGAGAAUCCUUUUGAAUCGGGAAAAAUAUCGUUUUUGAAUCGAGAAUCGCGUUGAAUCGAAAAAAAUCGAUUUAUAAUCGAAUCAUGACCCCAAGAAUCGAUAUUGAAUCGAAUCGUGGGACACCCAAAGAUUCGCAGCCCUAAUAUACAUAUAUAAAAACGCACACGUUAGGUCAGGAAAAAACACACAGGCUAUUUCAUCCCUACAAGCCUGUUUUGCAGGUUCUUCAGGGAAAAAUCCCCUGAAUAUCUCCUUCUCACCCCGGUGGGGUGGUAUCUGUGUCGUCCUCAAGCUCGGGUCCUCUACCAGAGUCCUGGGAGUUUGAGGGUUCUGCGCAGUAUCUUGGCUGUUCCUAGGACUGAGGCUUCAGAUGUUGUUCCUUGGAUCUGUUGGAGCCGCUCUCCCAGUUUGAGCGCCCCCACUACCACGGGGACCACGCUAGCCUUGACCUUUUACAUCCGUUCCAGCUGCUCUUUCAACCCUUGGUACUUCUCAAAUUCUCGUGUUCCUUCUUCCUGAUGUUGGCGUCAGCUGGGAUUGCCACAUCCUAUCACCACCACCCUUUCCUGCUCUUUGUCCACCACCACUAUGUCUGGUUGGUUAGCCAGAAGCUGUUUGUCAGUCUGGAAGCUGAAGUCUCACAGAACCUUGGGUCUGUUGUUCUCAGCCACCUUCUGUGGUAUGGCCCAUUGGGAUUUGGGUACUUCUAUUCCAUACUGGUUGCAGAUGCUCCUGUAUACCAUCCCAGCCACUUGGUUGUGCCUCUCCAUGUACGCUGAUCCAGCUAGCAUCUUACAGCCUGCUACCAUGUGCUGGACUGGGCAAAUUCUCGUGUUCCUUCUUCCUGAUGUUGGCGUCAGCUGGGAUUGCCACAUCCUAUCACCACCACCCUUUCCUGCUCUUUGUCCACCACCACUAUGUCUGGUUGGCUAGCCUGAAGCUGUUAGUCAGUCUGGAAGCCGAAGUCCCACAGAACCUUGGGUCUGUUGUUCUCAGCCACCUUCUGUGGUAUGGCCCAUUGGGAUUUGGGUACUUCUAUUCCAUACUGGUUGCAGAUGCUCCUGUAUACCAUCCCAGCCACUUGGUUGUGCCUCUCCAUGUACGCUGAUCCAGCUAGCAUCUUACAGCCUGCUGCCAUGUGCUGGACUGUCUCAGGGGCUUCUUUGCAGUCUGCAUCUUGGGUCUGAUCUACUCUGGUAGAUCCUGGCCCCUACGGCUCUUGUGCUUAUGGCCUGUUCUUGUGCUGCCAUGAUUAGUGCCUCUGUGCUGUCUGCCAGUCCUGCAUUUUCCAGCCACUGGUAGGAUUUCUUGAUAUCAGCCACUUCCUCUAUCUGACGGUGGUACGUGCCAUGUAGGGGCUUGUCCGUCCGGGUUGUCGGCUCCUCCUCCUCUGCACUCUCAUCAGGGUUCUGCUGCCUGAGACAUUCACUUAGCAGUUCAUCCUUCGGGCCAUUUUUUCUAUGUAUUCUUGAAUUUUCCGUGUUUCAUCCUGGACUGUGGCCUUGACGCUCACUAGGCCUCGGCCUCCUUCUUUCAGCUUAGAGUAUAGCCUCAGGGUGCUGGACUUGGGAUGGAGCUUUCUUGUCUUGAUAUCUGUGGCUUCUAUCUCCUCCUCUGGCCAGUUUAUGAUACCAGCGAGGUAUCUGAUGACUGGUAGUCCGUACAUGUUGAAGGCAUGGACUUUGUUCUUACCAUUCAGCUGACUUUUCAGGACCUGCCUUACUCCCUGGAGGUAUUUGGCUGUGGUUGACUUCCUUGUGGCCUCUUCAUGGUUUCCAUUAGCCUGUGGGAUGCCAAGGUACUUGUAGCUUUCUUGGAUUUCCCUCUGGUAGGUCAAUCCCCUCAGUCCUGAUCAUCUUGCCUCUCUUUGAGACCAUCCGGCCACACUUGUCCAAUCCGAAUGACAUCCCUAUGCCAUCGCUGUAGACCCUGGUGGUGUGGAUCAGUGAGUCUAUUUCUCGCUCGCUCCUGGCAUACAGCUUGAUGUCAUCCAUGUAGAGCAGGUGGCUGAUUGUUGCCCCACUACAGAAUCGGUACCAGAAGCCACUUUUCAUAAUGAUCUGACUGAGGGGGUUCAAGCCUAUGCAGAACAGCAUUGGUGAUAGAGCAUCUCCUUGCUAUAUGCCGCACUUGAUGUUGACUUGGGCAAUCAACUUUGAAUUGGCCUCUAGGAUUGUCUUCCACAUUUCCAUUGAGUUCUGGAUGAAGGCCCUUAGGUUCCUGUUGACCUUAUACAGUUCCAGACAUUCCAGUAUCCAUGUGUGCGGCAUUGAGUCGUAGGCUUUCUUGUAGUCAAUCCAGGCAGUGCACAGGUUGGUCUGUCUCUUCUUAUGUGGGAGACAACCCUUGAGGCCAAUUCAAAGCCGAUUGCCCAUAUAUAUAUAUAUAUAUAUAUACACACACAUACACGUUAGGUCAGGAAAAAACAGGUCAUUUUAUCCCUACAAGCCCUGCUCUUCAGGGAAAAAUCCCCUGAAGAGCAGGGAAACCUGCGAAACAGGCUUGUAGGGAUGAAAUAGCCUCUGUGUUUUUUCCUGACCUAAUGUAUGUUCCGCUCUACCCCGGUAUUGAGCAGUGUAUAACGGAUAAACCACAGAAUGUAUAUA
Nerophis lumbriciformis (worm pipefish) is the source of this 6867-nucleotide messenger RNA. RefSeq names its product ring finger protein 19B (gene rnf19b). Lineage: Eukaryota; Metazoa; Chordata; Actinopteri; Syngnathiformes; Syngnathidae. Gene Ontology annotation, molecular function: ubiquitin-protein transferase activity; zinc ion binding. The record is from RefSeq and is a predicted model, not a curated record. Gene Ontology annotation, biological process: protein ubiquitination.